Messenger RNA from Sphaeroforma arctica JP610, 1059 nucleotides. RefSeq lists its product as hypothetical. The transcript has 5 exons. The annotation marks the transcript as partial. Lineage: Eukaryota; Ichthyosporea; Ichthyophonida. The record is from RefSeq and is a predicted model, not a curated record.
UCCGUGCAAGGCCGUGGCUUGACACCGCCUAUGGGUGGACUACACGGGCUCAGUGAACGCUGCAGCAACAGACACCUGCGUAUGUUCAUGAACGCGUCUACCAAUGCGAACACGGACAUGGCUGUAGACAACGCCGCCACAGCAACCUUUAAAGGCCUGGUGUCCCGAAAUAAACCCGCUUUGUCGGCCAAUGCACCUAAAUUACCGUACAACAGGACUGAUGUGGACCAAUACGCAAAGAUCAUACUACAGUUGCUGGGGAGUGUACAGGCGCAGUGUAGGGCAGAGGCUCAGCUGUGUGGCGACCAGGGCCCAUUGGACCAAUUCAGCGAUGUACUGCGCAAAUAUAGCCCAUCCGCUACCUCCACAUCAUCAGGUGGGGAUGUACCUGCAGAACGGUAUGACUCAUCCAAAGCAGACCUCGCGCACACGCCGUCCAUGCACCCAGUGGCACUGUCUCUGCAAAUGUCAAUGCGCUCUAAAAGCUCCGCUUCGUUCGAGGCUAUGCGUCGGCUGUCGAGUGUUGCGGUGAAUGGUCCGAUGAAGCAAAGCGGGACCAAUACCGGUACGAGUGUUAUCCGGGAUACGGCGGGGUCUGUGGCCAUCACGGACGACACUCCAUGGAGCCCCAGUCUCUUCGCCCACACUCCGCACCUGAGUCCUCUUGAAAAUGGACAGGACAGGGCAGAGAAGCCGGCACCGAUAGACAGUCAUAGUCUGCGUACCGCACACACACGCACCGCCAGUGACUACAGCCGCACGGCCUAUACCUUCACCAACGCCAUGGACACGGAGGGCAGUGACGACGAGUACCCACCUGAGCCCCACCAUGAACAACCCAGCACCAGCCACUACCAGCAGGAUACUACCGUGCCUGGAGAGAGCUCUGAUACCAAGAGUGGGCUAUUGCGGGUCGUAACUCAUGGCUCACAUGGUCUGGCACUGUCACCUCCGCUGCACCACUCACCGUUGCACUCGCCGCGACACACCCCACCACACUCGCGACCACACACGCCGCCGGGUAGUCCUCCCGCGACGAAGGAGCAGCCAAUGAGGUAG